Messenger RNA from Kalmanozyma brasiliensis GHG001, 1335 nucleotides. RefSeq names its product Acyl-CoA oxidase/dehydrogenase, central domain protein. The transcript has a single exon. NCBI's taxonomy places the organism in Eukaryota, Fungi, Basidiomycota, Ustilaginomycetes, Ustilaginales. Gene Ontology annotation, biological process: fatty acid beta-oxidation using acyl-CoA dehydrogenase; fatty-acyl-CoA biosynthetic process. Gene Ontology annotation, molecular function: fatty-acyl-CoA binding; glutaryl-CoA dehydrogenase activity; flavin adenine dinucleotide binding. Bases 1 to 1335 code for a protein of 444 amino acids. Gene Ontology annotation, cellular component: mitochondrial inner membrane. The record is from RefSeq and is a predicted model, not a curated record.
AUGUCCAACGCACUCCGUCAAGCAUUGCCAGCGCUGAAGCGCGCCGCCGCUCCGAGCGCCCGCACUCCGCUCGCAACUUCGUCCGUCGCAGCCCGCUCCUACGGCACCACCCCCGAUACGGCCCCCGAGCAAUACAAGAUGACCAAGUUCAGCAAGUUCAACUGGGAAGAUCCCAUGUCGCUUUUCACGUCCCAACUCUCCGAAGACGAGAUCGCCAUCUCGCAAACCGCCCACGACUUUUGUCAAGAAACCCUGCAACCCAAAGUCACCGAGAUGUAUCGCAACGAGAGCUGGGAUCCGACGAUCCUUCCCUCGCUGGGCGAGCUCGGUUUGCUCGGGUCUACGAUUGAGGGGUAUGGAUGUGCGGGGGUGAACAGCGUUUCCUACGGAUUGAUUGCGAGGGAGGUCGAGCGCGUCGAUUCGGGGUAUCGAAGUAUCAUGUCCGUCCAGUCCUCGCUGGUGAUGGGACCGAUCAAUCAAUUCGGCACGGAAGCGCAAAAGGAAAAGUACCUGCCUCGAUUGGCUAAGGGUGAGCUGGUGGGCUGUUUUGGUCUGACCGAACCGAACCACGGUUCCGACCCCUCCUCCAUGGAGACCACCGCCACCGACACGAGUGACGGCGAGAUCGUGCUCAACGGUAGCAAGACGUGGAUCUCCAACUCGCCCCACGCCGACGUGUUCGUCAUCUGGGCCAAAUGCAAGUGGGACAACAAGAUUCGCGGUUUCAUCGUUGAAAAAGGCACCAAGGGUCUCAGUGCACCUGCGAUCAAGAACAAGCUCCAACUGCGUGCUUCGGUCACCGGCUCCAUCUUCCUCGAAGACGUCCGUGUCAAGCGGGACGAAUCGCUCCUCCCUCACGCGAGACCCGGUCUGGGUUCUCCCUUCGAAUGUUUGAACUCGGCUAGGUAUGGUAUUAGCUGGGGCGCUAUGGGUGCUUUGGAAGCAUGCAUCUCCGAAGCACGCCAGUACGCUUUGGACAGAAACCAAUUCGGUCGGCCCAUCGCAGCCUUCCAACUCAUCCAGCAAAAACUCGCCGACGCAUCCACCGAAGCCGCUCUGGGUUUGAUGUGUUCCCUCCAACUCGGCCGCAUGAAGGACACCGGAGAAUGGUCCCCCGAAAUGGUAUCUCUCGCGAAGCGAAACAACUGCAACAAGGCCCUCCAACAAUCCCGCAGUCUGUUGGACAUCUUUGGUGGAAACGCCACCAGUGACGAGUACCACUGUGGAAGACACGUUCAGAAUUUGCAAACGGUCAAUACCUACGAGGGAAGUUACGGCAUUCACACGUUGAUCCUCGGAAAGGGCAUCACGGGGCUGCAGGCUUUCGCCAACUAG